Messenger RNA from Mytilus trossulus (common blue mussel), 3678 nucleotides. Its product is annotated as palmitoleoyl-protein carboxylesterase notum1-like. Lineage: Eukaryota; Metazoa; Mollusca; Bivalvia; Mytilida; Mytilidae. The transcript has 13 exons. Bases 1031 to 2791 code for a protein of 586 amino acids. Gene Ontology annotation, molecular function: hydrolase activity. The record is from RefSeq and is a predicted model, not a curated record.
AUUUUAUCUAUAGCAAAAAUGCAAAACAAAUCUGCGUAUUUUCACCUCUUUCUACCUAUAGUUUUUAUCUUCUUACGUUGAGAUCACAGUAGAAUCUUCUUCGUAACUGCCAAGCGCGGUGCCUUUGAUCUCACAGAGAACUUUAUACAUCAAAGCCCGAUUUUUAAUCGGGUAAACUAUACUACCACGACCAAGAGAAUUGUCUAAACAAAAUAUUUAGGUUUUAUUUUACCUUAACGAGUUUAUCGUGAAUCGAACAAGUGUGAUUUUAGAGAAAGGUACUAAUUAACACGGAUAUUAAACGGUGCAAUUACGGAUUUGUUCUCGGUCCAGGUAGAGAGAUCUUUAAAACGUUUGUAUUUCUGUCAUCAUUUAACGGAAGAAAACAUAGAGGUUAUUAAUCAAGUUAAUUCAAUGCAAAUCAGAAAGGCGUGGUGUAAAGGAAUUAGCCAAUGGGCAUACCUGAAUGAAUGAUGUUAAAUUGGAAAAAAGAUUGGGAGGAUAUAGUGAUAAUUUCUUUUAAUUUCGCAAGUUAUACAAACUGUUUUUCACACUGGUUUUCCUCAUAUGAUUUAUAAAUUGAACGAAAAUAUGUGUUUAGCGUAUAAACGGAUUACACUUUACAUGAAAACUAAGGAAUGCAAUAUAAAUAAUACGUGAACAGAAGGAUUUAUUAUUUAUAAUUUAUUUACGUGUAGAUUAAAUUUAAACAUGAAUAUAUGAAUAUAUAUUUUUUGGAAGAAAAAAAAUUGAAAUCCGGCUGUAUGCAUCUGUUAGUGAAAGACAUUGGUGGAUUAAAACGUGAAUACCUCUGUAAUGGUGUUACUUAUUUGAUUUUUUCGCUUUGUAUCUCUAAUUCGUAUACUAAUUAUAUAAAACGAAUCGUUUUCAAAACGGUUCUUAUUUUAAGCGAUUCGGUGUAAUUAAUUAUUUAUUUUAACAAGCGAUGAAGUAUUUACGGAAUGGAAGCACAUGUGAACAUAUUUCCUAAUCUAAACAUAAACUAUUUACAUUAUUUGUUUACCAAACAAUGAAGAAAUAUAUUUAUACUUUUUGGAUUUUGCCUAUAGUUUUUGUAUCGUGUGUUCAGCAACCAUAUAACAGAAUCCAUGACAUGCCUCUUGAUGUGAAUAAACUAGAGAGUCUGGGUAACUCCGAUUCUCUCAUGAAAGCGCUUAAAGACAUAGCUCAAAAGUCACAUGAUUGUGGAGUAAAAGAAGUUCCAAAAUUCAGACGAUACUUUCUUAAAAAUAAAACCGUAACGUGCAAUGAUGGCUCGCCAGCAGGAUAUUACCUGAGAAAAUCGUAUGGUAGUAAAAAGUGGAUCGUUUUUCUUGAAGGUGGUUGGUACUGUUUUGACGACUUGAGCUGUCGAUUACGAUGGCAGAAUACCGGAUGGAGGUCAUAUAUGAGCAGUAAUAGCUGGCCGCACCUGCGUAGAGUAAAUGGGUUACUGUCAUCUGAUCCGAAAGAAAAUUCGUACUAUUUCAAUGCAAAUAUGGUUUAUAUUCCGUAUUGUUCGAGUGAUUCUUGGACGGGAACAGUUGUCCAUGAAGAUGGAUAUUCCUUCUUAGGUUCUUAUAUAAUCGAAGAAGUAAUAAAAGAACUAGUCCCUAGAGGACUUAAAAAAGCACAACGGCUCAUAUUAGCUGGAAGCAGUGCUGGUGGUACGGGUGUUUUAAUGAAUCUAGACCGCGUGGCUGACUUGAUGUCUGAGUUAGCACCAGGUGUAGAAGUCCGGGGUAUAGCAGACUCCGGAUGGUUUGUCGACAUUCCACAGUUCCGAAGAGGAGAAUGCUCAGAUUCCUUUUCGUGUUCUCCUGUAGAUAGUAUACAAAGAGGAGUUAAAUUAUGGAAGGGAAAUGUUCCAGAAGCAUGUAGAAAAGAAUACUCAGAAGAAGAACAAUGGAAAUGUUAUUUUGGGUAUAAAAUGUACCCUACCUUAAAAACUCCAGUAUUUAUUGUUCAAUACCUCUUUGAUGAAGCUCAAAUAUCGGUUAUGAACUUACUCGAUAUUUCUCAUUUGAGCAUGAAUUCCAAGAACCAGUAUGCUGGUAUAAUGUCAAAAGAACAAUGGCAGUAUCUCCAUAAUUUGGGAGAGGAAGUCAAAAAAUCCCUCCAAAACGUAUCUGCUGUAUUUGCACCGGCAUGUCUGUCUCACGUUUCGUUGACGAAAAGAGAUUGGCAGUCUGUAUCAGUAAAUGGAGUUACACUAGCACAAUCUAUAUAUUGCUGGGAAAAUAACUUCGAAAAAGAUAAAUGUCUCAUAACAACCUCAUCUGCUCCAAGUUUACCUCAAACUGACCCUCUUCUAAAAGAUGGACCUUCAGUUACAAAGAAACCAAAACGAGUACGUCGAAGAAAAAAGAAGAAAAAGAAGAGGAAGAAGAAAAAGAAGAAUAAAAAUAAAAACAAAAAUAAAAAUAAAAAAAGAAACAGACUCGAUAAAGAAAAAAGACGGAGACGUCGAGUACGAAAACGGAACAGGAGAAAAAAAGGAAAAAAGCGAAGUCGUGCACAACGGUCUGCAAAAAAUGUCGGCCAUUGUAAUCAUCACGUGAUUGAAUCAUGUCCUCUACCUCAGUGGUGUAAUAGUUUUUGUCCUGCCUUCAGGAACCAGUUCACGGGUGAAGUUAUUGACUUCUUUAAAUUAUUUGCUGAUUCUGAUAUUGACAGAAAUAGCAUAGCAGAAAUCCUCGGAAAAAAACUUUCUGCAGAGGAAAAUUCAAAUCCAGAAGAGAUUUCCAAGUUGUUAGAGAAGAAAUUUAGGAAAAGAUCUUUUUUGACGUGACCCACAUGUUUUUUUUAAUGAUGUAAGCGUCAUAUGAAUGAUGUAAUGAGCUGUCGGUGUAACGAGUAUUUCUUAAAGGUUGUGAAGUCGCGCGCGGGCAAUUUUUUAGAUGCAGCAGGUAUUGUACUAAGUUUAUAUAUUUGUUUUCAGAAAGCAAGUGAUGGGAAGCAAAGCAAAAUUAAAAGUGCUAAUAAGUUCAUAGUAUUUGUUUACAUUGCAAGAGGAGAAUUGGUAUAUAUUUUUUUACAGGAAAGAGCUUAUACAUAUUUGAGUACUAUAUCAUCAGACAAUGCCUUAGUGAUGCCGACCAUACAUUGAAUUAGUUUGGAAAGUGUAAAUUUUGGAUAAAAUGAAAGAUUGUAUAUAAUAAUGAUUUUUUUUACUAUCUCAAUACUCUUAAAUUCUCACUUUGGAGUAUGAAAUUCCUUGUUUGCAAUUUGAGAACACAGUAUGCAAGCAGCAAAUUAAAUUACAUAUAACAUACUAAAUAACUUAUUACAGUUAAAUAAAUAUAUACCUCGGAAUGUAAAAUCGUUUUGCCUUAUCUAGAAAUGGUCUUUUUCAGUUUGAAAAAAAAACCGGGUUUUUCCCAGAAAGUAUAAGUUAAGAUUUCAACGCGUACUUAUGAACAGUUUCGUUAGUAUUAAUCUUUUAUGAGCUGUUGGAUAAUCGAGUGUUUGUUGAAAUUUACAAACAAAUACAAACUACUAUCAUUUUGGAAGAUGCAAGUGACAACAGGAUAUAUUUAAGAAAAUAGUCAGAGUGUAAUGAUUUUUAUUGAUGGAUUGUAGACUUUAUAUAAUGUUUUGUUUUUACUUGUUUUUAUCAGAAUGUUGUAAUUAAUUCUUAUGUGUGUUAACAUUUUUUUAAUAAUUAAAAGUUAAAGC